Messenger RNA from Trachymyrmex cornetzi, 1089 nucleotides. RefSeq lists its product as uncharacterized. The transcript is spliced from 4 exons. Bases 1 to 1089 code for a protein of 362 amino acids. Lineage: Eukaryota; Metazoa; Arthropoda; Insecta; Hymenoptera; Formicidae. Gene Ontology annotation, molecular function: olfactory receptor activity; odorant binding. Gene Ontology annotation, cellular component: plasma membrane. Gene Ontology annotation, biological process: sensory perception of smell; detection of chemical stimulus involved in sensory perception of smell. The record is from RefSeq and is a predicted model, not a curated record.
AUGGACUUUCAAAACGUAAAUCCAUUAAAUGUUAAAUUAAACAGAUUCUCAGGCAACUUGUUACCAAUGACUAGCGACGAUUCUCUAUUUCCUGUAGCAUGGAGAAUAUAUAGUGCCGUUAUAUGGUUGAUUGAAACAAUUCAAACUAGCGCAGUAGUUACCGGAAUCUUGAUUGUGCCAAGAAAUAAGGCUUUGCAGGAUGCAACGGUUGGCUUAGUUGUCACCAUACAGGUAUUUUUCUUAUUAAGACAAAUGCAUGUGCACAGAGACCUCGUAAUUCAAUUGAUUCAAAAGCUAAAUGAAAUUCUGUGCUCUGAGGAUAAGAUGAUGAAAAUCAUCGUGAGGUCAACCUUGAAGCCAGUGGAAAUUCCGUUAAAAUUUUACUGUAUUGUUGGUACUGGAUCCAUAUUCGUGUGGUGCUGCACGUCUUUCACGGUAAUCCUCAAGAAAAACUAUUUUCUCUAUGAAGAUUACAGGCUCCCAAUAGUUCUUUCAAAGCAACCAUUCUCGAUGAAAAUGUUUCUGUUGGGAAACUGCAUUGCAACUAUUGCCAGCGUGUAUAUGUUUAUAAAAAAGGUUGCCUUGGAUGUCUAUAUGAUUAAUCUCAUCUUGCUAGUAACAGCACAAUAUCGCUAUAUUGCUGUGAAGCUCACAACAAUAUUUCGAGAGAAUGUUCCACAGAAUCAGAGUAAUGAAUCUGAAAAGAAAUCUACUGUAGAUUCUUUGGCGGUCCUGAUAAAGAUGAAAGCGUUAUGUCGACAUCAUAACGCUGUGAUUCAGAUAACGCUAAUGCUAAAGGAAUUACUUUCUUUGAAUAUGAGUCUAAUGUAUUUGAUAAAUGUUUUUCUUUUUUGUUUUCUCAAUGUUAUGCUGAUAAGUGCAAGUGUAGAAAUAACAGAUAAAGCAUUUCAUGAGAAAUGGUAUCAGUUUGGGCCAUCAUUAAAACACAUGUUCAGAAUGUUGAUAAUAACUAAUAAUUUAGAGUGUAAACUGUCAAUCUCUGAAAGAUUUAGUCUAUCUCUGCCUUCAUUUAUGACGAUCUUGAAUCAAUCAUACUCGUUCGCACUUCUGUUUCUAAAAAUGAAAUAA